AUGGUGAACCAGGUGAACCAGCUCGGGAAGAGCUUUUACAUUCGGACCGAACACAGACCUGCCGCUUUCCCGUCCAAAUGCAAGGUAACGACGGCUGAUCAACCGCUUGGUAUAGUUUACAAAUAUGAACAGGGUAAUACAAGUCAUCCUACGCACAUUUCUGAUGCGGAACAAGGACGAGACAUCCAAAAGUGGUCGAAUCGUCUCCACGGGGUCGCCUCUGCUUUGAAUGACCAUGUCCAAAAUGAAGCCAUAUCCCGGAACCCAGACAUGCUACGGGUCGUCUUGAAUGUUACUGCUGCCUACGCACUCAAUUCUCGAGUGGACUCUACCGUCAAAGAAAGCUUUUAG
This is a messenger RNA of Opisthorchis viverrini, 351 nucleotides long. RefSeq lists its product as hypothetical. The transcript is spliced from 2 exons. Lineage: Eukaryota; Metazoa; Platyhelminthes; Trematoda; Opisthorchiida; Opisthorchiidae. Bases 1 to 351 code for a protein of 116 amino acids. The record is from RefSeq and is a predicted model, not a curated record.